Molecule: messenger RNA, 1733 nt
Organism: Bicyclus anynana (squinting bush brown)
Lineage: Eukaryota; Metazoa; Arthropoda; Insecta; Lepidoptera; Nymphalidae
Exons: 1
Coding region: 181-648 (155 amino acids)
Biological process (GO): chaperone-mediated protein complex assembly; protein folding
Cellular component (GO): nucleus; cytosol
Molecular function (GO): Hsp90 protein binding; protein-folding chaperone binding
Source: RefSeq, a predicted model, not a curated record
AGUAUCUAUUAAUUAAUCUGUGACUGUUUGUUUGUUCUGUUCUGUCAUUCCGGACUUUGAUGUGAAUUGAUUGCUGAAAUUAAAAAUUGAAUUACAGCAAUAGCAAAAGGAAAGUAAACGAAGAGGCAUAGAAACUUCAAUAAAUUAAUUUGCUAGCAAGUAUCCAUUUGUUUGGCUAAAAUGAAUUCUGAAAUAACCGCAUCUCCACCUUUAGUGACGUGGGCACAGAGAAAUUCUAAUGUGAUUUUAACUUUUAACAUAGAAUGCGAAAAGCCGGAUAUUAAAAUAGAGAAAAAACUAGUUUCCUUCAGAGGAAUAUGUACGCCGGAACAGAAGGUAUAUGAAGUUGAAAUACCAUUGUACGGAGAAAUAGAUCCAGAGAAGAGUAGUCAUUUGAAUAAGGGUAGGGUCAUCGAGGUAGUAUUAGCUAAAGAGCGUCAAGAUGAAUCGUUCUGGCCUUCGCUGACGAGUGACAGGAAGAAGCACCACUGGCUGCGAGUGGAUUUCAACCGUUGGCAAGAUGAGGAGGAGAGUAGUGAUGAUCAAAUGAACUCUGACGGUGAUGUGUUUUCUAAACCCUUCGCAGAUGACUAUGAAUACAACGACUCGAGCUCUAAUGAAGAGGAGGAUUUGCCUGAUAUACAAUAAAUCCAAAAAAAAAUAGUCCAAUAACUUAAUUAAGUGUGAUAUAUAUUGAAAGCAUUGUUAUGAUGUGUUUAAUUUAAUUACUAUACAAAAUUAGCAUGUUUGUAAUCAGAUGUUAAGAUGCAGCUGGACUGGAAUUUGUUGGUUAUACUGUUACUGUCAGUAUUAUGAUUUAAUAUCAGUUAUAAACAGCAAAAAUAUUAAAUCAAAUGUUAAAAUGAAUAGUCAGAGUUUGCUUUAAAUAAAUUGCUUGAUAGUUUAUACUACUUAAUUUUUAUUAAGUAUUUUAGGUUUAUUUUAAUAUUAACUUAUCUUUGCAUUUUGUAUGCUAGGUAAAAGACCAGAUGUUUUUAUUAGAAAUGCAAGAAUGUAUGUGUGAGUGCUACUGAUAAAUUCUAGAUUGAAUAUUAGAUAAUCAGGAAUAACUGGGUUUUAAACUUUAUUAUAAUAUACAAUUUUACUGAUAAAGCCAUAUUUUAGUUUUUUUUUUCCAUUUGUUUUAAUUACAGUUUGUUUCAUGUAACAUAAUGCGGAUGACAGUUAGUUUUACUCUUGAAAGUUUGCCACAAUUCAUGAUAAUUGUAUGUAUUAUGAACAUCAUACUGGCAUCUUUCACUGUACCCACGCUAUCUGAGUAACACUAGGUAGUUUGAUAUGUUUUGUAACUUAUUGGACUUAAACUAACAUUGUCAAUUUAUAUCUAUAUAUAUAGGAAGUGGUUUUAAAGAGCUUUUUUAUGUUUAUUACAUUUUUUUAUAAUAUGUCAUUCUAUUUUUAUGAAUAUCAAAACAGAAUAACGUUUUUAUUUUUACACAUGUAAACUAAGUACAUUAACAAGUAUGUAAGGCUGAAUACUGGGGCAAAAAUGACAUGAACUUGGUGCAUCUGGGAUAUAUAUGUUAUGUUCUUUUGACAGUCCAAAUGCUAUAUAUAAUUAUACUGGUUUAGAAUAAAUUUUCUUACAUAAGUACAGUUAAAUUCUUGAUGUGAUUGCAUGUAGCUGUAACAAUUGGGUAGAUUUACUGUGAGAUUUAAUUUCAUUCUACUCAUGAAUAAGAUGUAAUAAAUUGAGUUACAGAUUUUAAAAA